Molecule: messenger RNA, 1629 nt
Organism: Penicillium oxalicum
Lineage: Eukaryota; Fungi; Ascomycota; Eurotiomycetes; Eurotiales; Aspergillaceae
Gene: ptcF
Product: type 2C protein phosphatase ptcF
Exons: 3
Coding region: 1-1629 (542 amino acids)
Biological process (GO): protein dephosphorylation
Molecular function (GO): protein serine/threonine phosphatase activity
Source: RefSeq, a predicted model, not a curated record
AUGCAUCUACGCAGAUUCUCUAUUGCGGCCAUCUCUACUGUGGUGGCAUCCGGGGCUUGGUAUGCAUAUCAAGGGGACGGUACCGUGCAAUCAUUGGCAACGCAAGUACGAGGGUUUGCCUCGAGCGCAAUCUCAUCAGCCCAUGCUGAGUCUCCAUCGGAAUCGACUCGGCGCGCCCUUCUUGUGAGCAAUAACCAUUUCUACACCGAACCUCUGGCAGCAGACGAGCCUUUGUCGAAGAAUACAGACGACUCGGAUCGACGUGUCCUCGAAAUGUUGACUCCGGAACAGGCCACGGAGAAGCUUCGCAAGAAUGAGGAGUCAUAUUUGGUCAACAGAGGGAAAGGGGUGGUCCGGUACGACAUAGUUCAGGUGCCUAGCAACUCUCCGAUCGAGGAUGAUCAUGCGGAGAAGAUUGUUGAGGUAUCAUCGUCUGCUUGGGGCAAUACCGAUGGGGAGCCAAACAGCGAUUGGAUGUUCUGGGCGGUCUUUGAUGGUCACUCGGGUUGGACGACUUCUGCGAAACUUCGAAAUGUGCUCAUAUCAUACGUCGCGCGAGAGCUGAACUCCACAUAUAAGGCAGCGGCAGCUGACCCGAAGGUUAUGAUGCCUUCUUCUGAAGCCAUUGAUAAGGCUAUCAAGCAGGGAUUUGUUCGUCUCGAUAAUGAGAUUGUUCACGAGAGUGUGGAUAAAGUUCUGAAAUCAAAGUCUCGUCGCAUGGCUGCCGAGCUCCUCGCCCCUGCCCUUUCAGGGUCUUGUGCCCUCCUCAGUUUCUACGACUCGCAGACCAAGAAUCUCAAGGUUGCCGUUGCGGGUGACUCUCGUGCUGUUUUGGGUCGCCGAGGUGCUAAUGGCAAAUGGACGGCCACUGCUUUGUCCGAGGAUCUGACUGGUGGAACCCCGUCUGAAAUCCAACGCUUGCAGCAAGAGCACCCUGGUGAGCCCUAUGUUACGCGUAACGGUCGCAUUCUGGGUGGUCUUGAGCCCAGCCGCGCAUUUGGCGAUGCAUUCUACAAGUGGAGCAGAGAGGUCCAGGAUACGAUCAAACAGCAGUUUUUCGGCCGAACACCCCAUCCUCUUCUCAAAACUCCCCCCUACGUCACCGCCGAACCUAUCAUCACUACGACCAAGAUUGACCCUGAGCAAGGCGACUUCAUCGUCAUGGCCACCGACGGUCUGUGGGAAAUGCUCAGCAACGAGGAAGUUGUCGGCUUGGUCGGCGAGUGGCUGGAGCACCAGCAGUCUAGGGGCGGUGGCUCCAAGGCCUGGUUGCAGAGCUGGUUCAACACUCAGAAGCAGUUGCCCGUCGAACCAGCCAAGGAUCAGUCCACAGAAGGUCAGCGCCGACCCAUUCGUCAACGCCAAUAUGACAUUGCGGAUGUAGCCAGCCGAUUUGUUGUUGAGGAUAAGAACGCUGCCACUCACCUUGUUCGCAAUGCCAUGGGUGGUAAGGAUAAGGAUAUGGUUUGUGCUUUGUUGACGUUGCCACCUCCAUACUCUCGUCGAUACCGUGACGAUAUCACCGUUGAGGUCAUUUUCUUUGGCAAGGGACCGGAUUCCCGCACAGGAACAGUUGAGAUCAACAAGGAGGCCAGUGCUUCAGAGGAAGCUCCUAAAGCGAAACUCUAG